Messenger RNA from Prorocentrum cordatum, 1076 nucleotides. The record is from the annotation of a GenBank genome assembly. Lineage: Eukaryota; Dinophyceae; Prorocentrales; Prorocentraceae.
GCAAGGAGGACAAGAAGGCGGAGCAGGUGGGCUACGCCGCCUUCAAGCAGUUCUGCGAAGACACCGAGACCGAGACAUCGCGCAACAUCGAGGAGGCCGAGAUGAAGAUCGAGACCCUGAAGGCCGACAUCGAGAAGUUCAAGGCCGAGGCGGCGCGCCUGAAGGAGGAGGCCGACCUGCUCGACGGCGACAUCGCCGCCUGGACGGGCGACGAGGCGGCCGCCACCAAGGUGCGCGACAUGGAAAAGGCCGCGUACGACGAGCUGCACCAGGACUACUCGGAGUCCAUCUCCGCACUGGAGCGAGCUAUUGCAGUUCUCAAAGCAAAGGCGCACGACCUGCCCCAGGCGUCCCUGGCGCAGGUCUCGGCCCUGCAGGAGCGGAAGCUCAUCCCCGAGGAGUCCAGGAGGGCCCUCGCCGCCUUCCUGCAGGAGGGCCAGGCGCCGGAGGCGCCGGACGCCAUGGGCUACGAGUUCCAUGCCCACGGCAUCAUCGAGAUGCUGGAGAAGCUCCUCGACAAGUUCCAGGGCGAGCGCACCAGCAUCGAGAACCAGGAGUCGAGGGAUCGGUGCCUGCGCAUCUUCGUUGGAGCCAGGGUGCCCACCUCUCGGGGUGCCCUGUGGGCGCCUUUCCACGUCCAGACCAGCUCGUGCGCGAGGGGCGGCGGCGGAAGCGGCAGCGAGAGCGACGAGGACGAGCAGAUUCCAGAUUCCGACGGAGUCGAGACCACAGAUGACGCGGAAACGAAGCCACGGAGAACAUGGGACCGAGACCACGGGGUGCACGGAGCGGGAGUCGCGAGGAACAUGGGGGAGCACGGGGCCGAGGGCACGGGGGACACGGGACCGACGCCACGGAGGACACUGAGGACAUGGGAGCGAGGCCACGGGCACUGCGGGGAUCGCGAGACCGAAGCCACGGAUGACACGCGACCGCUGCCGCGGAGGGCCAGGGGACAGAGGCCAACGGAAGUCACGGUGGCGGCCGUGGUGGCCGUGACGGUCGCGGUGGCCGCGGCGGCCGCGGCGGCCGUGGUGGCCGCGGCGGCCUUUGGCCACCCGCUAUGCUUCGCCUGA